UCCGUGUGUGUGAUUGCACGGUACCUUGGUGAAAUCACAUGCUCUUCCUGGCGAGCUAUAGGGACAGGAGAGGAGAGAAAGAGCCUCGGAGGGAGUACGCUCCAGCAACACUACAGCAGCUUCAGCUAACAGUGUUCCAUUGAGCGAGGACCAAAAUGGAUGUUUUCAUGAAAGGAUUGUCCAAAGCGAAGGAAGGAGUAGCUGCUGCAGCUGAGAAAACCAAGCAGGGAGUAGCAGAAGCGGCAGAGAAGACUAAAGAGGGAGUGCUAUAUGUUGGCUCCAAAACCAAAGAAGGUGUUUCAAGUGUUGUCUCAGUGGCUGAGAAGACAAAGGAGCAGGCUUCUUUGGUGGGCGGUGCUGUUAUCACUGGGGUCUCAGCUGUGGCUCAGAAGACAGUGGAUGGAGCUGGGAAUAUUGCAGCAGCCACUGGCCUGGUGAAAAAGGAAGAUUUACCAUCUGAAGAACUAAAGCCUGAAGAGGUUGGGGAAGAAGCUGUUGAAAUCAUGGGAGAAAAUACAAUGGAAUCAGAAGGUGAAGUUGAACCUGAAACUUAUGAAGAGGCUCCACAGGAGGAGUAUCAAGAAUAUGAACCAGAGGCAUGAAGCACAAUGUGACCAACAAGAUAAUAAAAGAAAUUCAUAUAAAAUGAUUAACGUAAUUGUCUUCUAUUGAUCCAAUGAUUCUUUAACUUUUGUUAUUUUGUUAUACAGUAUAAAAGAACCUUUUGUUAGUCAUACUGGUGUUAUACAAUUUUAUCUGCCAUGGCUCAUUACACUGACUCACUCCCACUGAAAUGAGACCUUGACUUUGUAGAGAUGGCAUUGUUUUCAAACUGUUUCGAUGUGUGAUUUUAUGUUUUGAAAAAGGACCAACGUUAUUGCAAACUUCAGGUUUGAACUUCAAAUUAAAUAGCUGUCUAGCUGUAUAUUGCUUGUAUGUGUUUCAUAUUGACUGACUUUUUAUACAUUGUAUAACUUCAAUGUUGUUGUAAUCAUCAAAUGGGAGCUGAGUGAAAUGUUUAAUUGUCUGAAUUGUGGCAUAAAAAGUGUCCAAGUGAGCCCCAGAUGAAGCAGCUUGAACAGGGCUGUGUCUGUGUUGAGAAGGAUUACCUGUACAUAAAGUGAUA
This is a messenger RNA of Rhincodon typus (whale shark), 1126 nucleotides long. It is a transcript of the gene sncb, whose product is annotated as synuclein, beta. NCBI's taxonomy places the organism in Eukaryota, Metazoa, Chordata, Chondrichthyes, Orectolobiformes, Rhincodontidae. Gene Ontology annotation, biological process: chemical synaptic transmission; synapse organization; synaptic vesicle endocytosis. Gene Ontology annotation, cellular component: neuronal cell body; axon terminus; cytoplasm. Gene Ontology annotation, molecular function: cuprous ion binding. Bases 156 to 602 code for a protein of 148 amino acids. The record is from RefSeq and is a predicted model, not a curated record. The transcript has 6 exons.